AUGACGCAGCCAACGGUAUGGAGAUUUGUGGGUGUUGUUUCAUCGGUUGUUGGAUUUCUCUGUUUCGGUUUGAGCUCCUCCUUCCCCUACAUGUUUGGAAAGUGGAUAUGGUGGAAGAUCUCUGUUUAUGGUAUUUUCGGUAUCAUCAUCUGCCUCGUUCUCUUGCUUGCAAAGGAAAGGCAAAGACAAACUAGUCCUUGGCACAAAGCACAUUUUGCAUUUUCGGUUUUCAGCAUCAUUUGUGUGUACACAUUUUUUUGGGAUAAAGUGGUGAAGGUAAGGCCAGAUGCACAUAUCGUGAUUUCUUCCACUGCUUUUGCUAUCAUGUCAUUCGUCUUGUCAAGACUGAGUCACUCCGGAGUGGAGAUCGAUCUCGUAAAUUUUUUCUGUGGAAAUCUAAUAGCACAACUCAUGAAGAUAAAGUUACUGUUGGCCAUUCUUGGACUGGGUUUCAGUUAUUUUCUUUUCAUUCUUCGUUCCCGUUUAGAUGGCUUGGCAGAUCCUGUACUCCCACUCCAAGAAACUCAACCCAAUCCUGUACUCCCGGUCCAAAACGAUCAUGACGACUUGGCAGUAGAUACUCAACUUGAAGUUGAGGAUGAUGAUGAUGAUGAUGACAACGACGACAAUGACGGUAACACUCAACUUGGGGACGAUAACUUGUCAGCAGAUACUCAACAUAAGUACAAUUACCUUGAGUUGUACGCCAAGUCCAAAAUGAUGACGAUGCCUUUCUUUAAUGGCCCAACAUCUAAAAAUAUCCAAGAUAUUUUAGCAAGAGUAAUCCACUCUGUAUAG
Messenger RNA from Gastrolobium bilobum, 798 nucleotides. RefSeq lists its product as uncharacterized. The record is from RefSeq and is a predicted model, not a curated record. The transcript has a single exon. Lineage: Eukaryota; Viridiplantae; Streptophyta; Magnoliopsida; Fabales; Fabaceae. Bases 1 to 798 code for a protein of 265 amino acids.